This is a messenger RNA of Closterium sp. Naga37s-1, 3597 nucleotides long. The record is from the annotation of a GenBank genome assembly. NCBI's taxonomy places the organism in Eukaryota, Viridiplantae, Streptophyta, Zygnematophyceae, Desmidiales, Closteriaceae.
AUGACACCCGUCAUUCAUACGUGGCGUGACGCCUUGGCAUCCGUGGUGCGAGCAGGCGCGCGGGAGCGCACGGUGCUCAACGGUCCGCUCUCAUGCGUGUCCUUCUCCUCCCCCACCCUCUCCUCCCCCACCCUCUCCUCCCCCACCCUCUCCUCCCCCACCCUCUCCUUCCCCACCUUCUUCCCCACCCUCUCCUCCCCCACCCUCUUCAUCUGCCACUUGAGUUUGCCCCACGCCCACCAAUCACAUUCGCGGCUUCCUCAAGUGAGACUGCGGUGUGCUGCUGUGAUCCGCGACUUCUUGAAGGAUGACUGCCGCGUGCUGGUGGUGGGGGCGGGCGGGCUGGGGUGCGAGCUGCUCAAGGACCUGGUGCUGUGCUCACCCUUUUCUCCGUUCCAACCCAUCCGCGAGUUCCUAAAGGACGACUGCCGCGUGCUGGUGGUGGGGUCGGGCGGGCUGGGCUGCGAGCUGCUCAAACACUUGAUCCGCGAGUUCCUAAGGGACGACUGCCGAGUGCUGGUGGUGGGAGCGGGCGGGCUGGGGUGCGAGCUGCUCAAGGACCUGGUGCUGUCGGGGUGUGGCAGCAUCGACGUGAUUGACAUGGAUACCAUUGACGUCUCCAACCUCAACCGCCAGUUCCUUUUUCGCAGAGUAUGUGAGGGAGGGUGUCAGCACACCCCUUACCCCCUCUCUCGUCGGCCCCAUUUCCCCCGCGUGCUGCCCCAUUUCCCCCUCGUGCUGCCCCAUUUCCCCCUCGUGCUGCCCCAUUUCCCCCUCGUGCUGCCCCAUUUCCCCCUCGUGCUGCCCCAUUUCCCCCUCGUGCUGCCCCAUGCCCCUGCGUGCAGCCCGGCAGACGUGGGCAAGCCCAAGGCCGUGGAGGCAGCAGAGAGAGUCAUGAGGCGCGUGGGCGGGGUGAAGGUGACACCGCACUUCUGUCGCACAGAGGACAAGCCCGCCUCCUUCUUGAGCAACCCCCCCCUCCCCCGCCUCCUUCUUCAGCGACUUCAACAUCAUAGUGUUGGGGCUCGACUCGCUCGAAGCCCGCUCCUACAUCAACAACCUCGUCUGUGGCUUUCUAGUGCCACCCACGUGCAGCAGCCUGCAAUCAUCUCGCGCCUUGAGAUGCAGUCGUUUGGUUGGAUGACUGCCACCCACAUGGAGAUGCAGUCUGCAGAGUACUCCCCUGAGGGCGAGCUGGGCUUAACCUCUAUCCGCCCCAUGGUGGACGGCGGAAUGGAGGCCUUCAAGGGGCAUGCCGGAUACUCGCCUGAUGGUGAGCUAGACCUCUCAUCAAUCCGCCCCAUGGUGGACGGGGGCACGGAGGGCUUUAAGGGGCACGCGAGAGUGAUCAUCCCGGGGGUGUCGCCGUGCUUCCACUGCACGCUCUGGCUCUUCCCCCCCCAGACCAAGUUCCCGCUGUGCACGCUCGCUGAGACCCCGCGGUCCCCCGCGCACUGCAUUGAAUACGCACACCUCAUUCAGUGGAACGGUGAGACGCGCACCUCAUUCAGUGGGACGGCUCUCAUUCGCGCGCAGCAGCACAGCAUCACAGGGGUCACGCUCUCCCUCACACAGGUGUGCCCAAGCACUCUCCACAUGCGUGAUGCAUGCGUGUGUGCCUUGCGAGUCCACUCACCACUAGCACAGCAUCACAGGGGUCAAUCUCUCCCUCACACAGGUCAGUCAAUCUCUGCUCCCCUUGCCUCAUUUCUUUGCUCCCCUUGCCUCAUUUCUCUGCUCCCCUUGCCCCUCAUUUCUCUGCUCCCCUUGCCUCAUUUCUUUGCUCCCCUUGCCUCAUUUCUCUGCUCCCCUUGCCUCAUUUCUCUGCUCCCCUUGCCUCAUUUCUUUGCUCCCCUUGACUCAUUUCUCUGCUCCCCUUGCCUCUCAUUUCUCUGCUCCCCUUGCCUCUCAUUUCUCUGCUCCCCUUGCCUCUCAUUUCUCUGCUCCCCUUGCCUCUCAUUUCUCUGCUCCCCUUGCCUCUCAUUUCUCUGCUCCCCUUGCCUCUCAUUUCUCUGCUCCCCUUGCCUCUCAUUUCUCUGCUCCCCUUGCCUCAUUUCUUUGCUCCCCUUGCCUCAUUUCUCUGCUCCCCUUGCCUCAUUUCUCUGCUCCCCUUGCCUCUCAUUUCUCUGCUCCCCUUGCCUCUCAUUUCUCUGCUCCCCUUGCCUCUCAUUUCUCUGCUCCCCUUGCCUCUCAUUUCUCUGCUCCCCUUGCCUCAUUUCUUUGCUCCCCUUGCCUCAUUUCUCUGCUCACCUUGCCUCUCAUUCCGCUUCUCCCCUUGGCUCGCAAUUCUCUGCCCCCCUACCCCCAUGCGGGCGCACAACAGUGACGAUCCGCUCGCAGUACCUGGGGCCGUACGACCUGCACAACGACAUCUACAACAUGACCUUCUACAACGGCUGCGCCUACAACGUCACCAGCCCGCUGCGCGUGUGGCAGUGCUUCAACUUCUACAACAUAUGGGAGGGCGUCCUCGCCAACCCCGCGCCCAACCCCACGCAGUACCAGACAGGCGACAUUUUCGUGCAGACCACGCCGGGGUACUGUGAGAUGCGCAUGAACCGCGGUGCUAGCGGCAAACUGCAGAUGCUCCCCGGGGAGACGGUGAACAUUGUGUAUGCGCAUUUGUGGGACUUCCGGCCCUGCGUGCAGGAGCUGCGCUUCGGCAACGGCAACAGCUAUUCCAUGACCAACGCCACCGAGUGCCAGCUCGCCUUGCCGGCCCACCUAAUACCACAGCAUGGCAGGGGUCACUCUCGCCCCUCACGCACAUUUCACUUCUCACGUAUCCCUCCCUUCCAACACGCUGCUGUGCGAUGUGCGAACGUGGGCACGCAGGGGGUCUACUCACACACCCUGGCCUAUGACAGGGACCUUGAGUGCCUCGUGUGCAGCGCUGGCGUGCCUGUGACCGUGCCUUCCACAGCCACUCUGCAGCAGCCACCGCACCCAAACGAAUUGCUUUAUAUCAGAGACAAGCAGCAGCCCGUCAUCACAAUCUCCCUUCCCCCCCUCGCCUGCGCACAGCCCGCGCCGUCCGGUGAUAACAUUGCCGGUGGUAACACUUUUGGUGGUAACACCGCGGGUAGAAACACUCCAAGUGGCAUCACUGUGAGCGGUACCAGUGGCAUCGGAUUCUCUGCUGCGGUGGUGGGCGCUGGGAGCAGCAGCAUUGGCGCGUUAUCUCAAGCCAAGGCGUUCUACGCAGGUCAGCUGGUGUGCAGAGUGGUGGUAGCGUGUGGUGAGGGGUGGAGAGUGGUGGUAACCGGUGGCGAGCUUGCUGCGAUUUUCAUCGCCUCAUCCUCCUGCCUGUCCCUCUCCCCACGCUCUCUAACCGGACACCCCUCAUCACGCCGCUGCUCACCACGCCACCCCUCACCACACCACCCCUCACUGCGCCACACCUCAGCAUUCCACCCCUCAGCACGCCACCCCUCAGCACGCGACCCUGUGCUCAUCUGUCUGCCCUCUUUUCUCUCCCCUCCAGAACCCCCCUCUCCGCGUCUGCCUCCUGGCAUCCUCCUCCACGAUGGCUUUCGCACUUACAGGCCAAGAGGCACACCGGUGUCCACUUGUGAGCACACGCAGAACCGCCUGUGA